AUGGGAUGGAAGUUUCACCUAACAGAAGAUCGGAGUAGUCGCUGUACCAUAAAUGAUGGAUUUAUCUACUACAAGGAUUUGGAUUUCUGUUACAAAAUAUAUGACCCUUCACCAAGAGACUUCAUGGUCUAUAAAUCAAUAUGUGAACAAGCCAAUGCUGAAUUAGUCAAGGUGGAUACAAAGGAAAAACAGAAAUAUAUUGAAUUAAUUACAGCUGACUUAUCCGUUUUAAGGCUAUGUGUCCAAGGAACGGAUACAAUUGAUUCACAACAACGCUGGACAUUUGACGAUGGGACAUUAAUGACUUACUUUAAUUGGAAUCACCAGUAUAACCAGCCAUCUGGAGGACAAGGAUACAUUGGUAUUUCAGUUGUGCGUAACUUUACUUGGUUUGAUAUUGUUGCCUCAACGCCUUCAAGUACAUGUAAUUUUAUUUGCCAGAAAUAG
Molecule: messenger RNA, 447 nt
Organism: Mytilus trossulus (common blue mussel)
Lineage: Eukaryota; Metazoa; Mollusca; Bivalvia; Mytilida; Mytilidae
Exons: 3
Coding region: 1-447 (148 amino acids)
Source: RefSeq, a predicted model, not a curated record